This is a messenger RNA of Neocloeon triangulifer, 1414 nucleotides long. RefSeq names its product carboxypeptidase B-like. Lineage: Eukaryota; Metazoa; Arthropoda; Insecta; Ephemeroptera; Baetidae. Gene Ontology annotation, biological process: proteolysis. Gene Ontology annotation, molecular function: zinc ion binding; metallocarboxypeptidase activity. The coding region runs from base 72 to 1325 and encodes 417 amino acids. The transcript has 8 exons. The record is from RefSeq and is a predicted model, not a curated record.
AGAUAAUAAGAAGCACUUAGCUCUGAUGGUAUAAAAAAAGAUGAGAACUGAAAAUUUAGUCAAUUGACACAAUGAGGUUGCUGGGAUCGAUUGUGCUCCUUUUGGUCGUGGGCUCUGCCCUGGCCUACAAAACUUACUCAGGAUACCAAGUCCUGAAGACGGCACCAUUGACUCCCAAUGUGAUGCCCUACAUCAACAAGAUGAGCCGCAUUUACGACUUCUGGGGCACCCCCGUCGUCGGCAGGCCAGCAACCGUGAUGGUCUCUCCUGAGGAGGCCUCCGUGGUCAACGCCGCAUUCAACAGGCUUCGCAUUUCUCACGAAAUCAUGAUUGAGGAUUUGGCUCCAAUUGUUGAGAAGGACUUCGCCGAGCAGGAGAGGCUGAUGCGCGCCAUCCCCCGCCAGCCCCGCGUCGCCGUUUACGAUCGCUACAUGACUUAUGACGAAAUCAAUGCUCACGUCCACGAGACUAUCGCUGCCAACCCCUCAGUAGCCAGCCUCGUUGACCUCGGAUUGUCCACCGAAGGUCGUGAGCUGCACGGCAUCAAGCUGAGCAACGGAGCCGCCGGACAGCCCACCGUGUGGUUCGACUGCGCCAUCCACGCCCGCGAGUGGAUCGCACCCCCCGUCUGCCUGAGGAUCAUCGACGAGGUGCUCGCUGACCCUGCCCUCCGCGACCUUGCUGACUGGUAUGUCUUGCCCGUCGCCAACCCUGAUGGCUACUCUUUCUCCACCACAGACAGCCGAUUCUGGAGGAAGACCCGUAGGCCCAACCCUGGCUCCACCUGCGUUGGCACCGACCCUAACCGGAACUUCGAUUUCCUGUGGGAUAGCGCUGGAGCUUACUGUGAUGAAACUUUCCCUGGCUCCUCUGCCUUCUCCGAGCCCGAGUGCGCUGGCAUCGGCAACUUCAUCGCCGCCAAUGCUGACAGCCUUGUUCUCUACGUUGCUCUGCACAGCUACGGAUCGCUCAUUUUGUAUCCCUUUGGUCACACCAUUGAACCAGUGCCCAAUGCAGAUGAUUUGUUCGCUGCUGGUCAAAAAUCUGCCGAUGUCAUCGCCUCUGUUAGUGGCACCGUUUACUCUGUUGAGAAUUCCGCCGCUGGACUCUACUUCACCUUUGGUGCAAGUGAUGACUACGCUUAUGGAAUUGGAGCUGCUGGUUACGCUUACACCUAUGAGCUUCCCGGAGGUGGACUUGCUGGCUUCAACCCUCCCCCUUCUAGGAUCCAAGGUGUCGUGGAUGAAACCUGGCCUGGCUUGAAGACUCUUGUCGAGUACACUAUUGCUAACCCUACCUUCCCCAUUCUCCCAACGAAGAAAUAAAUUAAAUGAGAUUUAUUAAAGAAAAAAAUUAUCUAGACAUUAAAUAAAAAACCUGUUUAAAUUUAAAUUUAAAUGAAUGAUCAAAAUUU